AUGUUACACUACUCUUCCUCGUACCAGACGGCGGGAACAGGAAACGGAACAUCCGCCGGUUUGGGUUACACAGAGGAACGGGGCCACCACAUGGUUGAACGGGACUCAGCGGACAUCCAUUGCCCUGACUCUGUGUCCAACUCUGUGUCCAACUCUGUGUUCCUGGAGGACUAUGUGGUCUCUACUGGGGACACCCUGGAUCUGUCCUGUAACCCCGACGGCCCCGCCCAAGCUGUCCUCUGGUUCAAGGAUGGCAGCGGCCUGUUGCCUAGCAACCGGACGCGAGUGGACCAGAGGGUUCUACGCAUCAUCAACGUGUCUUACGAGGACUCCGGAAUGUACUCCUGCCACGUCACUCACGACAACAACCUGCUCAGCAACUACACAAUCAGAGUGACAGAUUCUGAGAAUUUAAAGCCUUCAAUACUGGAUGUUCAAUUCUGUUUUCAAGAUAGAAACUCUUCCUGCAGAAAGGCUUCGCUAUCGACAGCUAUCUACAUAACACUGUACAUCUUCUUCUCAUUGAUUUCAGCAGUUACAGUAUUUUUGAACCUACUGGUGAUCAUCUCCAUCUCUCACUUCAAGCAGCUCCACACUCCAACCAACCUGCUCAUCCUCUCUCUGGCUGUGUCAGAUCUCCUGGUGGGACUGAUUGUGAUACCAGCAACGACUGUAGCAAUAAUGGAAUCAUGCUGGGGUUUUGGGGAAUAUUUCUGUUUGUUUGAAUUCUACAUCGCUUAUUUAUGUACUUCUUUAUCUCUGGGCAAUUUGGUCUUGAUAUCUAUUGACCGCUAUGUUGCUGUGUGUGAUCCAUUAUUGUACCACUCUAAAAUAACAAUAACAAGAAUUAUGUGUUGUAUAUCCAUUUCCUGGAAGAGGAACGCAGGAAAGAGAAGCUGA
Molecule: messenger RNA, 900 nt
Organism: Salvelinus sp. IW2-2015
Lineage: Eukaryota; Metazoa; Chordata; Actinopteri; Salmoniformes; Salmonidae
Source: RefSeq, a predicted model, not a curated record